AUGUCGUCCGUCGCGCGGAACCAGUUCCCGUGGGUGCUCGGCAUCGCGCGGCGCCUUGCCGCCACCGCCACCGGCCACGCACACGUCGCACACAUGGGCGUGCGCCGCGGGAACGCGGCGUGCUGGAGAACGUUGAUGUGUAAUGCGCGAAUGGUUCAUUCCGUGACACAGCCGACAUGGUCAACAAGCAAGGAAGAAAGCCGAGAGAUGAUGGCAAUAUGGCCGGACGUUGUUCGCGAUCUUACAGAUGUGCCGAAGAAUUUAAAUAUUCCGGACGUUACCAAAUGGAUGGCAAAAGUAUUACAGUACAACGUUCCAGGAGGAAAGAAAAUUCGCGCUUUAACGUUAGUUUAUACUUAUAAGCUAUUGGCACCAAGUGAUCAACUUACGGACGAAAACAUUCGUCUAGUACGAAUUUUAGCAUGGUGUGUGGAAUUGAUGCAAGCAUAUUUCAUCGUAGUCGACGACAUCCAAGACCGAUCAUUAUUUCGCCGAGGUCAACCAUGUUGGUACCGGUACAAUGAUAUAGGUUUAAUGGCACUCAAUGAUGGUAUAAUGUUAGAGAACGCUAUAUAUUAUCUCAUUCGAAAACACUUUAAAGGAAAAGAAUACUACGUUAAUUUGUUAGAAAUAUUCCAAGAUAUUGUAUUAAAGACAAUAAUGGGCCAAUGUUUGGAUAUGCUUUCUACUAAUUUUGGAAAGAAGCCAAAUUUGAAUCUGUUUACCAUGAAUCAGUAUAAUUCCAUUGUUAAAUGUAAAACAUCAUAUUAUAGCUUUCUGCUGCCAGUAAUUUUAGCAAUGCACCUAGCUGGAAUAAAAGACCCAGAGAUAUUUAGGCAAGCAGAAACCAUUUUAUUAGAAAUGGGACAUUUAUUUCAAGUCCAAGAUGAUUACUUAUCUUGCUUUGGGGAUUCAGAAGUCUGUGGAAAGGAUAAUACUGAUAUACAGGAAGGAAAAUGUACGUGGUUAGUUGUUGUGGCUCUUCAACGCGCCACUCCGGAACAGCGUAAAAUUUUAGAAGAAUGUUACGGAGUUUCGGAUCCAGAGAAAAUAAAACGCGUGAAACAGCUCUUCAUCGAUCUGGGUUUACCGAACACAUAUUCCAUUUAUGAAGAAGAGACAUAUAAUCUUUUAAAUGUUCAUAUACAGCAAAUAUCACGCGGACUUCCACAUAGCCUUUUUUUAAAUUUAUUAAGGAAGCUUUAUCACAGAAUAUCAUAAAAUAAUCGUGUAUA
Molecule: messenger RNA, 1235 nt
Organism: Monomorium pharaonis (pharaoh ant)
Lineage: Eukaryota; Metazoa; Arthropoda; Insecta; Hymenoptera; Formicidae
Product: farnesyl pyrophosphate synthase-like
Exons: 7
Coding region: 1-1221 (406 amino acids)
Biological process (GO): trans, trans-farnesyl diphosphate biosynthetic process
Cellular component (GO): cytoplasm
Molecular function (GO): dimethylallyltranstransferase activity; (2E,6E)-farnesyl diphosphate synthase activity
Source: RefSeq, a predicted model, not a curated record